AUGACGAGUUUCUCGCGAGGUAUCGAUAGAUCAGUGGGAAUCUUCCAGAGUGAGCUUUGUGAGGACUUGGGAUUGACUACGAGCGAGUUGGGGCUUGCGGCGGGGUUCGCCAUCGGCUUCGUUUAUUUCUUUGCUCCAUUCGUGAUUCUAGGAUAUCGACAGCUGGGAAACCCAAGACUAAUCAUCAUGGUGGGAGCUAUUUGUACAACAUGUGGAACGAUUUUCUCUUCUCUUUCCUUGACUCCGGUGAUAUUUUGUCUAUGCUUUGCUUUAUUGGGACUUGGUAGCUCUUUGGUUUUCGUCUCAUCUGUCAUCGUCCUCAAGGAGGUUGCAGAGGAACGAUUCGACGUAAUGUACGGGAUAGCUACAUCCGGGUUUGCCUUUGGAACCAUCUUUGUACCCAUUGCAGCUGAAUAUCUGCAGUUGAUCUACGACUGGAGGGGUGCUAUGUUGAUACUAGGUGGGCUAUCCGCAAACAUCAUCCCAUUCGUUAUCGCAAUUGGACCUUCAAUAAGGGCUCAUGUAAAAAGUACAAAAGAAGAUACGAUGUCGGAAGACAGCGGGACGGAAACUGGGGUAUACAGCUCGAGUGACAAUAAUUAUUCUUCAAAUUUUUCGGAGUCAUCGCCCAAUUCAACAGACGACGAAGAAUCUAUAGGAAAUAAAAAGUUACAAAAGAGUCAAAUAAAAGAAAGGCCAAGGCUGUAUUCUGAGGAUGAGAUAGGUCUUCAUAGUGAUUACAGGUCAAAGGACUGCGCCAAACCGAACAAUCGGGCGACAAGGAUUCAAAUCGAAGAACAAACCCUAAGAUCUUUUUCAUCGGAAAAAAUGAGAACCGGGAAGGAUAGUAGUAGUCACAAUAGAAUACCAGGAAGUUACGAAUGCUUCAACAAACUGUCCAUAAUUUUUGAGAGCUUUAGAAGGCUUUGGGAGCCCUGUCUGGUGGUCUUAUUUGUGGCGUACUUCGUGGUGGGCAUGGAGAUCGUAGGAUGGCGCUCCUUAUUCGUUCCACGAGCCAUUCACAUGGGUCUGUCACUGACCCACGUCAACAUUCUAAACCUGACAUCUGCUUUUGCCAACUUCAUUAGUCGUCUCACGCUUGGAUUGGUUAUGAAGAAAUCUGGGAAUUCAAGCACGGUUUUCCUUUGCUUGGUGAUCCUGGAGGGACUUUCAAAAUUCCUCGACGUCUUUACUCUCCAGUUUCCGGUGAUGCUGGUCUGUUCCUUUCUCUCCGGAAUCGCGUUGGAAGGGAUGGCCAUUUUGCCGAUUAUCCUUGGAGCAGAACUUUUGUUGGUGCCUGCAGACUUUGAUAUCCUCUUCGUGACCCUCGAACUGAUGCAUGGUGCAGGGUUUUUGGCAGGAGGAACCAUUUCAGGUCUCAUCGCAGAUACAAUGGGAUUCAACGCAGCUUAUCUCGCCUUAGCAAUUGUCAAUGGCGCCACCUUUAUAUUGGUAGUAAUAUUCAAAUAUUAUGAAAAAAGGCGAAACCAUGCAAGUGACAAGAGUAUGGUCACUUCAGGACUAAAAUGAUAUACAUCGAAAGGUCCACCAAUU
Messenger RNA from Strongylocentrotus purpuratus (purple sea urchin), 1554 nucleotides. RefSeq lists its product as uncharacterized. The coding region runs from base 1 to 1530 and encodes 509 amino acids. The record is from RefSeq and is a predicted model, not a curated record. Gene Ontology annotation, biological process: transmembrane transport. The transcript has 4 exons. Lineage: Eukaryota; Metazoa; Echinodermata; Echinoidea; Camarodonta; Strongylocentrotidae. Gene Ontology annotation, molecular function: monocarboxylic acid transmembrane transporter activity.